UGGGACGUGUUCGGCAAUAUGCCGCCAGGCACGCCUGAGUACUCAAGUGAAGAACUGGAGUCUCGAAUCGCUAAGAGCUUAAGGCAGAAAGAGACCCCCAUUUUCGCAGGCGAAGACAACGAAGAUAUCGAUGUCUACGUCCGCCAUAUGAUUUUGUGGUACGGAGGCUUUGGGUUGGUUUUACGGCAGCCACAAGUCGAUGUCCGGGUGGGGCAACUGAUGAUGAAUCACACAAAAGACAAAGCCAAGGCA
Molecule: messenger RNA, 252 nt
Organism: Phytophthora sojae
Lineage: Eukaryota; Oomycota; Peronosporomycetes; Peronosporales; Peronosporaceae
Exons: 1
Source: RefSeq, a predicted model, not a curated record